This is a messenger RNA of Rhinolophus ferrumequinum (greater horseshoe bat), 2983 nucleotides long. It is a transcript of the gene TRIB2, whose product is annotated as tribbles pseudokinase 2. The record is from RefSeq and is a predicted model, not a curated record. The coding region runs from base 1374 to 2405 and encodes 343 amino acids. The transcript has 3 exons. Lineage: Eukaryota; Metazoa; Chordata; Mammalia; Chiroptera; Rhinolophidae. Gene Ontology annotation, biological process: regulation of MAP kinase activity; protein phosphorylation; positive regulation of proteasomal ubiquitin-dependent protein catabolic process. Gene Ontology annotation, molecular function: mitogen-activated protein kinase kinase binding; ATP binding; protein kinase activity. Gene Ontology annotation, cellular component: nucleus.
UGUGUCGGUGACAUUGAAUGGGGAGACCGAGCGCGAGCGAGGCGCGCGCGCGCACACACGCGCACACCCGGCCCCGCUCGCUCCGAGAUCCCCGGCCACGUAAGUAACUAUUAAUACCGCCUCGCCGGGAGAUGCGGGCGUGCUGAGCUCGGGGAUUGGCCUCGGGCACCGUCGGCCGUCCCCUUCAAUUUUAAAUACACAUUCCUCUUACCUCCGAGGGGGGAAGAAACAAAUAAAAGAAGAAGAAAAGCCCUCAAUUUCCUCCAAAACCUACCCGGCCAGGCAGUCGGGUGUAGGGUAGGGGGAGACCGAGUGGUUGCAAAUUUUUCCGAGGCAAGAUCCAGGUACCCAGCGGGAAAGGAGCGCGGCGAGUGAGCAGGGCUGGGGGCGCAUCCCCUACCAGCGCCCGGAGGAUCCCUGGACGCUCGGGCUGGGGAAAUCGGAGAGCACUGAUCUGCCCCGGUCCCUGCCCGCACUUCUCCCAGUAUUCGGAGGACGACCAGGAGCGCGAGCGAGCGGCUGGCGACAGCAUGAGCCUGUGCUGACCUCCGCCCGGCCCGCCGAGCCCUGGGCUUUGUCGCGGUACCUGCGCAUGGCCCGCGCCACUACUCUGCACCCAGCUUUUGCAAUCUUUUGUUGGCAGCGUUGACCGCUCUAAGUUAAAUGCUCCCUUGCUAUUUUUUUGUCUGUUUGUUUAAUUUUGGGAGAGCUCUUGCGAUCUUGGAAAAGCCUCAGACGCCAUCUACAGUUAAAUCGUAGGUAACUACCCUCUCCGGCACCCCCCCUUCCACGCCCCCCACCCUUUCCACCAAAAAAGGGGGUGCAGCGCGGAUUCCGUCUGCCGAGCGGCGCGAGCCGGUAGACCCGUGCUGAUUUCCUUUUUCUUUUUGUUGGGUUUCUAACGCGCGGAGAGCAAUCCGCAGCCGUGCGCUCGGCGAAGAUUGCACCAACUAGAGCAGGGCUCCACCGCCUCGUCUGCGAGUCGGAAGCCUGCGUGGGGAUUGCUCCGGGGGACCCGGCGCUGCAGCUCCCACCUUAGCAAUCCAGUUCCUCGUCUACAUCCACGUUGGGAAGAGAGGGAGAGAGAGAAACUAAAAGUGCGGAGAUUGUGCAUAUCGCUGGCUGCUUUGGGGUAACAAAAGGACCCGAGCUGCUGCCGACCGAGUGCCCCUGGGAGCCGGGCUCGGAGCAGACCAGGUGCCCCGCGGCGCCCUUUGGGGGGUUCUAACUCUUUCUCUACGUAGCCCUCUUCUCGUUCCUUCCCCUCGCGUCCCCUUUUAAAAUCCGUGGCACGGAGGCGCCUGCAGCCGCACUCGCCAGCGACUCAUCCCUCCAGAGGGUUUUUUUUGUUUGUCGUGUGCGAUCCCACACUCAUGAACAUACACAGGUCUACCCCCAUCACAAUUGCAAGAUAUGGGAGAUCGCGGAACAAAACCCAGGAUUUCGAAGAGUUGUCGUCUAUAAGGUCCGCGGAGCCCAGCCAGAGUUUCAGCCCGAACCUCGGCUCCCCGAGCCCGCCGGAGACUCCGAACUUGUCGCAUUGCGUUUCUUGCAUCGGGAAAUACUUAUUGUUGGAACCUCUGGAGGGAGACCACGUUUUUCGUGCAGUGCAUCUGCACAGUGGAGAGGAGCUGGUGUGCAAGGUGUUUGAUAUCAGCUGCUACCAGGAGUCCCUGGCCCCGUGUUUUUGCCUGUCUGCCCACAGCAACAUCAACCAAAUCACCGAAAUUAUCCUGGGGGAGACCAAAGCCUAUGUGUUCUUCGAGCGAAGCUAUGGGGACAUGCAUUCCUUUGUCCGCACCUGCAAGAAGCUGAGGGAGGAGGAGGCAGCUAGACUGUUCUACCAGAUCGCGUCGGCUGUGGCCCACUGUCAUGACGGGGGGCUGGUGCUGCGUGAUCUCAAGCUGCGGAAGUUCAUCUUUAAGGACGAAGAAAGGACUCGGGUCAAGCUGGAAAGCCUGGAAGACGCCUACAUUCUGCGGGGAGACGAUGACUCCCUCUCUGACAAGCACGGCUGCCCUGCUUACGUGAGCCCGGAGAUCUUGAACACCAGUGGCAGCUACUCGGGCAAAGCAGCCGACGUGUGGAGCCUGGGAGUGAUGCUUUACACCAUGUUGGUCGGGCGGUACCCUUUCCAUGACAUUGAGCCCAGUUCCCUCUUCAGCAAGAUCCGGCGUGGCCAGUUCAACAUUCCAGAGACUCUGUCACCCAAGGCCAAGUGCCUCAUCCGAAGUAUCCUGCGGAGGGAGCCCUCCGAGCGGCUGACCUCGCAGGAAAUUCUGGACCAUCCUUGGUUUUCUACAGAUUUUAGCGUCUCGAAUUCAGGAUACGGUGCUAAGGAAGUGUCUGAUCAGCUGGUGCCGGACGUCAACAUGGAAGAGAACUUGGACCCUUUCUUUAACUGAGCUCACACCCCACAGAGACUGAGCAGGUACCAGGAGUGAGAGAGGGCAGCAGAAAGGAGUUCUUCCAGGGAACACGUGUCACCUGGCUUGGUAGCGAGAAAGACACUGACAGUCACAAGUUUCUUGGUUCAAAGAAGGAAAACCUUCAAGGAGCGGACUGAACAUGUAGCAUGGGGGCAAGAGAUGCGGGGUGGGGGUCGGGCUCUGGGGUCAGGUCAGAUGGGUGGGAGCCCCCUGGAGCCUCUUUUCCCUGAUGUAGCCCCAGAGACCACCCCUGUCAGUUGGGCCACUUCCGCCUACCCCACUUUUCAAUUUUUUUCAAAAAUAGUUGUAGAUCCUGACAGAAUUGAAACUCUCUGCCUCAAACACACAUCUUGGCAUCGCACUGUUAGAAUUUAACUUCUUGUCAUGAUUCAGGGAAGGUACAAUUGGCCAAGGGUUUUUUUUUUUUUUUUGGUUGUUUUUUUUUCUUCUUCUUCUUUUUAAACAAGCCAACCACCUAUCUGAUAAUUAAUGGGGUUCAUUUAAAAAAAUUCGGUGCACACAGACUGACACGAAACCUGGGUGCUAAACUAAAA